This is a messenger RNA of Neodiprion virginianus, 2024 nucleotides long. RefSeq names its product antichymotrypsin-2-like. The transcript is spliced from 8 exons. The coding region runs from base 31 to 1299 and encodes 422 amino acids. NCBI's taxonomy places the organism in Eukaryota, Metazoa, Arthropoda, Insecta, Hymenoptera, Diprionidae. The record is from RefSeq and is a predicted model, not a curated record. Gene Ontology annotation, molecular function: serine-type endopeptidase inhibitor activity.
CAGUCAGUUCAGCUUUGCUUCAGUCGCCACAUGUUCGAGCGGUUGAUAUUUACCGGCCGGUUUGUCAAAGGUGUUUCCUCGUUCACACGUCAUUCUCGCAAAGUACUGUUGUUUUCCGCAGCGGCAUUCGCUGUUUGCGCCAUGGCUGACCCAAGUAACGAUCCACUCCGGAUCAUUGCCCGGAGUACUGGUGGAUUCUCCAACAGAUUUUUGAAGACUGUCGUGGAAUCGAAUCCGGGCAACUUGAUCUCUUCCCCGUUGAGUGCUCAGGUUGUUCUUGCCAUGGCUGCCUAUGGCGCUGGUGGUUCAACUGCCACUCAAAUGCGAACAUCUCUCGGCAUUCCAGCCAACAACGCAUUAGGUCAAUCUGGUUACAAAUCGCUGAUUGAAACGUUGAACGCUGUGAAAGGAGUUCAACUAAAGAUGGCCAAUAAAAUCUACACUUCAGACAUGGUUCCUAUAAAGGCUUCGUACAAGGAAAUAACUGCUGUAAAAUUCUUGGCGGAAACCGAAAGUCUUGACUUUGGUCGUUCGGCAACUGCCGCCGCUAGCAUAAACGCUUGGUGUGACGAGCAGACUAACCAUCGUAUCAAGGAUGUAGUUACUCCAGACAGCCUCACUCCUGAUACCGCGUUGGUUCUCGUAAACGCCGUUUACUUCAAGGGUAACUGGGCCACGAAGUUUGACUCAACCCAGACUGAAGAUAGACCUUUCCACGUUGACGCAAAAACUACCAUUAACGUCCCUACCAUGUACAUAAAGAGAAAUUACCGAUUCGGAAAUAUUCCGGAAGUCGAUGCGAAAUUCAUCGAAAUACCAUAUGAGGGUAAAGAACUCAGCAUGAUCAUCAUUCGACCGAAUCAAAUCGACGGACUGAAGCGAAUACAGGAUAAUCUCCAUACUGUAAAUUUAACCGACCACUUGAAACGCGCGUAUUCAAAUGAAGUUAUGUUGUACCUUCCGAAAUUCAAGAUCGAAACAACAUUGGACCUUAAGCCAUCUUUGGAAAAGAUGGGUAUGUCUGAAAUGUUCCAAAACGGCGCCGACUUCUCUGGCAUGGCUAACGCACCGCUCAAAAUCAGCAAAGUUAUUCAGAAGGCGUUCAUCGAAGUUAACGAGGAAGGUAGCGAGGCAGCCGCUGUUACUGCGGUCGUCGUACCUCAAGUGCUGAGCAUAAGUUACCCGCCCCGGAAACCAGACAGAUUCGUGGUUGAUCACCCGGCUUAUUACGCAAUACAACAUAGCGAUUUGGGCGCAACCUUGUUCACUGGCGUCAUUCAUCGGCCCGUCAUCGCUUAGGACGCGACAUCUCUUCGUGGAUCAUGCCUUUGAAAUUGCCUGGUUAACAAUUUUCACCGGUGUCCUCUUACGAACAAUUAAUACGCAAUAAUCUGACGAUGCUUCCAUGCUUACAAUGCUUCGCGCAAAUAUUUCGCUAAUCGUUCUACUACAUUACAUUACACACACAUCUAUAUGACUCCGGAUAAGAUGCUCCAUCAAAGCUUGUCUAGUUAUAUUCGUUGCACGGAGUGAAUUCUUAACGACUGCACGCUUCGUUGUUUAUUAAAGGUUAGUGCGCACGCGCUACAAUACGAGAGUAUUGUAUACGAGCUCUUUACCAGGGCGACCAACUGUCGCUAACCUAAAAAAUUUUGACAGUUUUCGCUGGCAGUUGUGCUCAAUUCACAGUUGUAAAAAACUUUGAGUUGUCACACAUUGCGGCGAGCUGUUGUCUAAAUUUAUGACGGUUGGUCGCCCUGGCAAACAGCCGCUAUCGGACUGUACCCCGUGCGCAUUGAAUUUUAGCAGACGACGGAACGUGCAUCGUUAGGAAUUCACUCUGUAUACCGCACAUACUGUUAUGCAAGCCAUGGAAUAUUGACUGUGAGGUCUUAUGCUUCUCCUUAUUGUAAGUGUAACAAUUUUUUACUACUACUAUUGAUAUUAUUAUUAUUGUUGUUGUUAUUGUUAUUGUUAUUACAAUUAGUUUCAUUGUAACGUACCAGGAUGAUUUUGUUAUGAUU